AUGAAAGGCUACUUGUACAGUCAAGAUGGUUCCUAUGCUUUUCCUCUCGGUCCUAAAGUAACGACAAUUGGACGAGAAAAUUGUGAUAUUAGCAUAAAUAGCACUAAUGUUGAUAAUCAACAUGCAUUAUUAGAAUAUGAUAAUGAACAACGUUGUUUCAUUUUAAAAGAUCUUAAUUCAUCAACAGGUACUUAUGUACAUGAAUGUCGUGUUCAAAAUGCCGCUGUUCGACUAGCUGAUGGAGAUUUUAUACGAUUUGGUUUUAAUGGUCUACCACUCGAAUUUCGAGUUGAUCAACAACAAGAAACAACAAUGCCACCAAUUUAUCAACGCCAUCAAACAUCGAAUUCUCUUCAUCUUAUUUCACAAAAUAUUCCAGCACGAAGAUCAACAAGUAGUACAAGCCAAUAUCCACAACAAAUUGAUGCACAACAAAAUCCUAGUUUUUCUCUUAGAACUCGUCCAUCAAGUGCAGGAAUAAAAAAAGUACCCAGUAUCAUAGCAACACCUAAUCAAAAUUCCAAUGGUAUUCGUGAUUCUGUUGUUCGUCAUAAUGCUUGGACAAUAACAACUACUUCAGAUCCUAAUAAAAGUAUAAUUAAUGGAAGUUUUAGUGGUGAAUUAGAUAUAGCAGGUCAAGAUAAUACUGAGAUAAUAAAUCGUGUUGAUCAACUUGAAAAAGAAGUUAAAGGACGUGGUGGUGAAAUUCGUGAAUUAACAAAUAAAAUUCGUACUUUAGAACCAUUAAGUACAGCAUUCACUCAAGAUGUUCAUACAUUAAAAACUGAAUUAGAUAAAGUAAAGAGAGAAAAAAAUGCAGCCUCAGGACUUAUUUCAAGUCUUCAACGUGAUUUACAUUCAAAAGAAUCAGAUUUAGCAAAAUUAAGUCGAGAAAUUGAGGGUAUUAAAACAGAUAGUCGUGAUAAAGAUGUUCGAUUACAAACACUUCAAUCCAAAUUCAAUCUUCUUCGAGAUCGUACUCGUGCAGAAGCAGAUCGAGCUAAUAAAGAAAGAGAACUUAAACUUCAAUCUGCUGAAAAAUUAAUUAAUGAAUUAAAUGAAAGUAUCAAUCGACUUAAAUCUCAAUUACAAGAUACAGAAAAACAAUUAUUAAAAGUUACACAAAAUGAACAAAAACUAAAACAAGAAUAUGAACAAACACGUGAACAACUAGCAGAAAUACAACGAAGUGAAACAACACUUAAAUCGGAUCUAGCUGAUACACAACGAAAACAUAAUCAAUCAUGUACAGAUAUUUGGCGUUGCUUUUCUGAUGAUGAAUACAAUGAAGAUCAACAUGAUAUUAUUGAACAAAUUCAACAACUUCGACAACAAUUAGAACAAUCUCGUAAUGAAAUUGAUAAUCAACGUAAUACACAGUCAUCAUCGAAUGAACAAUUUAAAGUUUCAUUUGGAAAACUUAUUGAUAUAUUUACAAAUGCAACACAAGAACAAACAACAGAAGAUGUUCUUUUAAGUGCUCGACAAGAAAUAACUGACUUUGAAGGAACUGACAAUGAUGAUGAUAGUCCUAUUGGAAUGUUUAAAAGAGCAGCCAUUAAUGCUAUUGAUAAUCAUGCUAAACUUAUCUCUGGAAUGAAUAAUUUACUUACUCAACAAAAUGAUCAUGAACAAAAUCUCUCAUCAAUUCGUAGUCAAUACGAAGAACUUGAACGUGAAAAACAAAACUUCUCACUUGAACAAACAUCACGUGAAGAAACAUUUCGUUCUGAAUUAGAACAAGCUAAUGCAGAAAAAGAUGCAUUUUGGCAACAACGUCUUAAUGAAGAAUGUGAUCGACUUCGUGAACAAAUGACUCAAUUGCAGAAAGAAUUUGAUGAACAAUCACAUUCAUCUUCUGAUCAACUCGAAAAAGUAACAGCAGAAAAUAGUGAAUAUCUUCAGAAAUGGAAUGAUCUUCAAACUGAAUCAACACAAAAAAUAGAUGAAUUAACAGCAAAAUUACAAGAAUAUGAACAACAACUAACUGAAAUAAAAGAACAACAAAAUGAAGUAGCUGAUAUUAAUGAAAGACAAAGGGAAGAAUUAAGUCAACUAGAAAAAGAAAAGAAUGAAACAAUUGAAGAUUUAAAUUCACAAAUUCAAGUUUAUAAAGAUCAAGUACGACAGUUUUCAAUAACAAUUGUACAAUUAGAAAAAGAUUUGGGAGAAGAACAAGAAAAACGUAUUAGAGUACAAACAGAUUUUGACAAUCAAAAUAAAAAUGCAAAUAGUCCAUCAACAUCACCACCGCCACCACCAGUUACUGAAACAAUUGUUCCUGUCGUUCCUGUUCUUACCGCACCAUUUGCUGAUCUCAGUCAUGAAUUAUUUGCGUAUAAAUCACGUGUACAAGAACAAGAACAAAUAAUAAUUUCAUUACGACGAGAUUUAGUUGGUAUGACAGCUCGUUUAUCUGAUGUUCAAGGUGAAUUAAGUGAGAAACAAAAACAAACAUUAGAAAAAAGUGAAGUAACAAUUCGUGAACAGAAUAAAGAAUUAAAUGAAACACGAUUAAAACUAUCAAAAUUAAGUGAUAUUGUUGAUAAACAAACAUCACAAAUUCAAACAUUACAAACAGAUUUAUCAAAAGCGAAAGUAUUAGUAGAUCAAUAUCAAUUAUUAGUUGAUCAACGUCAAACUGAUAUUGAUCGUUUAACAAAAACUCUUGAACAAAAUAAUAUAGUUGUUCAACAAGUUGAAAGAACGAAUCAAGAUGAAGGUCGAAUCACACAUGAACUAGUUGCCAUUGGUGCACAAUGUAAAGGUGAACGACAUGAAUUAACAAUUGGACGACAACGUGAAGCUUUAAAUGAAUUACGUGCAAGAAUUAAAUCUUUAGAACAAUUACGACCAGUUAAUCCAUCCUAUGAAAAAGUUUUACAACAAGUUGUUAUACUUAAACGUGAAUUAGCUGAAUUACGAGCACGACAAGCUUUACCAACUGAUAUUCCAUAUUUAACAGCAACAACACCGGGAGCAAAUUCUAUUCAUCAACAAUCUCAAAGACACUCAUCGACAACAAAUCAAUCAGAACAUGUAUUAGAAACACAGAAAGUUGUUGAAGAAAGAGCAGCACAUGCUGAAACGAUCAAUUCACUACAAUCUUGUGAUGAUUUACAUAAUUCAUUUGCUCGACGAUUGAUUCAAUUACUUGAUAUCGAUGAUGAUAGUCUUUCGAAUAUUGCUCCAUUAGCUUCUCUUCCCUCAACUGAUCGUUAUGUUGCUUUACAACAACGACAACGUACGACUGAAAUCUUAGUACAAAAAAUUGAAAUGUUACGCGAACGUUUAACACGAAAAGAAGAAUUAUUACGUGAUUAUGAAAAAGAUUUAGGCAAAUUACGCCAAGCUGAAAUUUUAUUACGUGAAAAAAAUGGUUUAUUACAAGAUCUUGAAAUGGAUAAACGAACAAAAGAUGAUGAAGCUUUAUUUCUUCGAAAUACUCUUCGAGAAACUCAAGAUACUUUAAACCAAGAAAAACGUCUUAAUUCAUCAGUUAAACUUGGCCGAAAUAUCGAUCAAGUUCAACCACCUGAAUUAAUUCGUCGUAGUGGUGGUUCAACAGUAACACUUCAUCAUCAUUGUCCACCAGAUACAUCAGGAAAAUUUCGAACAGUAAAACGUGAUAUGAAUCAAAAAAUUGCUCGAAAAGAUUAUGAAAUUAAAACAUUAAAACACGAAUUACAUGAAGCAUUAGAUACACUUUCCGAUCAAUCACAUAAAGUUAGACAACUUGAAUUACAAUCUAAAGAUGAUAAUAAUGGUACAAAUAUAUACACAUCGAAUAAUUCGUGA
Molecule: messenger RNA, 3798 nt
Organism: Adineta steineri
Lineage: Eukaryota; Metazoa; Rotifera; Eurotatoria; Adinetida; Adinetidae
Source: the annotation of a GenBank genome assembly